Pipistrellus nathusii (Nathusius's pipistrelle) is the source of this 1563-nucleotide messenger RNA. The record is from the annotation of a GenBank genome assembly. Lineage: Eukaryota; Metazoa; Chordata; Mammalia; Chiroptera; Vespertilionidae.
AUGGCGUCCGAGCCGACCAAGACCGAAAUCCAAACCCUUUUUAAGAGGCUUCGCGCAAUUCCGACCAACAAGGCCUGUUUCGACUGUGGCGCCAAGAAUCCGAGUUGGGCCAGCAUCACGUACGGUGUUUUCUUGUGCAUUGACUGCUCCGGCGUGCACCGCUCCCUGGGUGUCCAUCUCAGCUUCAUCAGGUCCACAGAGUUGGAUUCCAACUGGAACUGGUUCCAGCUGAGGUGUAUGCAGGUCGGCGGAAAUGCCAAUGCGACAGCUUUCUUCCGCCAACAUGGGUGCACAGCCAGUGAUGCCAACACCAAGUAUGAUAGCCGAGCUGCCCGGAUGUACCGGGAAAAGAUCCGGCAGCUGGGAAGUGCAGCCCUGGCUAGGCAUGGCACCGAUCUUUGGAUAGACAGUAUGAGUAGUGCUCCCAGUCACUCUCCGGAGAGGAAGGAUUCCGAUUUCUUCAUGGAACACACUCAACCUCCUGCCUGGGAUGUACCAGCCACUGACCCAGCAGAGCCCCAGCAGCCAGCCCCGUCUACGGAAAGCAGUGGAAUGGCACAGCCGGAGCAUGGCCCCAACACAGACCUGCUUGGCACCUCACCCAAAGCUGCUCUGGAAAUGAAAACCUCCCUCAUUGGCAAGAAGAAGCCAGCAGCCACUAAGAAAGGGCUGGGUGCCAAGAAAGGCCUCGGGGCCCAGAAGGUGAGCAGCCAGAGCUUCAGCGAGAUUGAACGGCAGGCCCAGGUGGCAGAGAAGCUCCGUGAGCAGCAGGUGGCUGAUGCCAAGAAGGAGGCCGAGGAGUCUAUGGUUGCCUCCAUGCGUCUGGCCUACCAGGAGCUCCAGAUUGACCGCAAGAAAGAAGAGAAGAAGCUACAGAAUCUGGAAGGGAAGAAGCGAGAGCAGGCAGAGAGGUUGGGCAUGGGCUUGGUGUCCCGAAGCUCCGUCUCCCACUCAGUGCUGUCUGAGAUGCAGGUGAUUGAGCAGGAAACUCCAGUGAGUGCAAAAUCCUCCCGCUCACAGUUGGACUUAUUUGACGAUGUUGGUACUUUCGCCUCUGGACCCCCAAAGUACAAGGACAACCCCUUUUCCUUGGGGGAAAGUUUUGCUUCCCGUUGGGAUACAGAUGCUACCUGGGGCAUGGACAAGAUGGAGGAGAAGGAGCCAGAAGUGACCAUCUCAAGCAUCCGGCCUGUUUCAGAAAGAGUCACAAACCGGAAGGAAGUGGAGAGCCGGAGUUCGGGCCUCGAAUCCAGUGAAGCACGUCAGAAAUUCGCAGGAGCCAAAGCCAUCUCAUCUGACAUGUUCUUUGGGCGGGAAGUGGAUACUGAGUAUGAAGCCAGGUCUCGGCUACAGCAGCUCUCAGGCAGUAGUGCCAUCAGCUCUUCAGACCUCUUUGGGGACAUGGAUGGAGCUCAUGGAACAGGCAGCGUAUCUCUGGGGAAUGUGCUCCCUACAGCUGACAUUGCCCAGUUUAAGCAGGGUGUCAAGUCUGUGGCCGGGAAGAUGGCUGUGCUGGCCAAUGGUGUGAUGAAUUCUUUGCAGGAUCGCUAUGGUUCCUACUGA